AUGAGUUACACACCAAGAUCAGCAGAUGCAUAUGCAUACGACCCAGCGUUACCACCGACGAACGUUCCUAUUAUGUCGGGGGCAACUGCUUUUGAUUGUCCACAGACUGGUAAUACGUUCAUCUUGAUAAUUAACGAAGCACUCUACUAUAGGAACCGAUUGGACCAUUCACUAAUAAAUCCAAACCAGGUACAAAGUUUCGGAAUUCCCCUAUGGGAUAACCCUUUUGACGAAAGAAGACAUGUUGGUAUUGAAUCCAAAAAGAUAUUCAUAGCAUUAAAGGCAAUAAAAGGCACAAAGUUACUUUUUGAUUCGAGGGCGCCAACUGAACAAGAACUUGCAACCUGUCUCCACGUCGAUAUGACGAGCAAGGUGCCGUGGAACCCAGGAACUGUCCAACUUGGUAAGGUCUCAGCAGCCCACAAAGACACUGAGGACCAUGUAGACAAUCCAAGAUCCAACGAGGCAGAACUGAGACAAUUUGAUCCCAUAAUGCAAGGGAUGAACGAAUGGCGCACCGUACAAACGGCGAUGGCCGAUGGGGAAAGAUUCUUGCAACAAAUGGCACAAACAGGAAAUGAAUGA
Cylindrotheca closterium is the source of this 585-nucleotide messenger RNA. The record is from the annotation of a GenBank genome assembly. Lineage: Eukaryota; Bacillariophyta; Bacillariophyceae; Bacillariales; Bacillariaceae.